CUCUGCAACUCGCUCGCUGUUGUUUCGCCCAAUUACAGUUUGUCUGAGAAAACCUACCGCGUGCCACCGAACGUCCUUGAGUCUUUGAUGAUAUCGUUACCGACCCCCACAAGUACAUUCAUCUUACCUGUUCAUCAUGAUCGCGCUCGUUACCACGGCGCUGCUCGCCGCCUCGGCGACUGCUCAACUCACAACGGCCAUGUGGGGAUUCUCAGUUCCCAAAUUCGCGAAUGAAACCUACACAGGGUCCGUCGUGGACUUCAGCGUCAACCGCACAACCGUUGCAUACACCGCGGACAGCAUGACAAGCACAAAGACAGUGACCAUCGGAGGAGUCACGUAUGUCGGCUACACUGCGACGCCGACCGUGAUAGGGCAUACGUCCGCUGCGUUCGUCGUAACGUGCUCACGGGCGAACCAAGAUGUCAGUGCGACGUGCCUGCAGUCUCAGAUCGGCGCUGAGUCGAAGAUGUCCGCGUAUUGCCAAUCCUUCUCCAGCGUCGUGGCACAGACGACACACGAAGCGCCCGAAUGGUGCACGAACUCUGCAGCCUUCAGCGAGGAGGCGAGAUCGCCUAUGACGAUCUCGGAAGCCGCAAUGGCGACGUAUGCGCUUGUGUUGACAGGCGGGCUUGAGAAGCUGUCCGCGACCGCUACAAGCUCGGAAGUAGAAGAUGCAGGCCAGACUAGGGAGAGCACGUCAACUCCGACUAGAUCAGCCGCUGCGACAGCGAUAGGUGCUGCAGCUUUGUUCAAAGUGCCGGCAUUAGCAGCUGCAGGUGCCGCAGUCGCCUGGUUCCUGUAGACCAUGCUAUGCUGCGUAAAGUAAGAAACGUACUGCUAGGCAUUAUAGAUAGAAGUACGAUCAAGCUACGAAUUGAAUGUUGCAGCCCAAGGCUCGUAAUCAUCCCUUUGUAAAACCCCCUCGAUCUGGCGUCUCCGAACGCCGACGUUUCCGCCAUCAAACAAGGGCAAACAAGCUGCGUCCCGUAACAGACGCGAGAAUGGCA
This is a messenger RNA of Macroventuria anomochaeta, 1010 nucleotides long. RefSeq lists its product as uncharacterized. The record is from RefSeq and is a predicted model, not a curated record. The transcript has a single exon. NCBI's taxonomy places the organism in Eukaryota, Fungi, Ascomycota, Dothideomycetes, Pleosporales, Didymellaceae. Bases 137 to 805 code for a protein of 222 amino acids.